This is a messenger RNA of Drosophila melanogaster (fruit fly), 6283 nucleotides long. RefSeq lists its product as uncharacterized. The transcript is spliced from 4 exons. The record is from RefSeq and is marked reviewed. The coding region runs from base 1066 to 4146 and encodes 1026 amino acids. Lineage: Eukaryota; Metazoa; Arthropoda; Insecta; Diptera; Drosophilidae.
AUUACAAACAAGAUAUUUUAAAAGCCAUAUGAUUUAAUGUUCAUAGUUAUUUGUAUAAAAGUUUAUCUAGAAAUAAGAAACUCUACAUAUUUGAGGUCACCGAGAACAUGGUUAAAUUAGAAUGGCACAACUUUUGGCCAGCACAUGUUGCUCCAGAGUUUGUCCAGUUCGUACAAAUCUCUUUUUGAAUGUCCGAAGUUAAGUGGCGAAGAAGAGGGCAACGGGUUGGCGAAAAAGUUGCCAACUUUUUCAUUACUGUUGCACAUCAAGUUGAAGUUUGUCGUAUACUGGAUGACCUUUAUGCAAAACAGGUCCUGGCACAACCGCCCACGCUGCCUUUUCCAGUGCGGUGCAUUAUUAAGCGCCAGCUUUUCUAUUAUUCAGCACACACAUGAUGUCUGUGUUUUGGGCGGUGUAAUAAAAAAGUGUGAAUUAUUUAUGCAAAGGCUUCACUGUGGUCAGCCAGCCGUUUUUCCUGCUGUUCAUAUUGAAAUGCCAUUAGCGAAAAUCGUGCAAUUGGCAUUGCGCCGACGCGGCGUAUACGCAAUCUGGCAUUGAGAUAAUAUUUAUUCGCGUGCUGUGCUGGCCAUUAUGCCAGCUGGCCCGAGAUUUACAUUAAUAUUGGCGGAACAAUGCUGGCCAUAAUCGUUACGAAUGCAGAUAAUGCCAGUUAGUUUGGCCUAAUUAAAAGAGAGAGGGCAAGCGAAACAAAGCCCAAGAAGAUUGCCUUCUGCUGAUGCGUGAAUUUUCGUAACAACAGCGUGGAAAAAAAAAAACACUGCAACAUUUCGUGCCCGUUUUCAGCGAGUUGAUUCCGUUUUUGUUUGUGUUUGCCCUGCCGGAGCACGCGUGUGUCUGCGUUAUCUUGGACAAGAAUAAACCAUCCAAACAUCCUGAAGCAUCCGCGCAUCCAAACAUCCAAGCGCCCAGGCAUCCAUCUACUUGGCCAUUGUGGUUGUUCUUGGCUCUCCUCCGCGGCGCGGCCCCUCUUUCAUUCUCAUUUCGAAUCCUUGGCGCAGCAGAUUCUAGUUGGUGGCCUACUCUGAAGAAAAUGUCUUUAUAGAGAUGGCCAAACUUUCACGACGUGCCUCGUCGUCUGCAGCAACGCCCUCCACAGCAAGAACAGCAACUACUGCAACAACUGGCGUCACAUCAGUCAAUCCAAGUCAUGCCACGCAGCAAGCAGACGAGCAGCAGGAUCAUAAGGAACAGCAACGGAUCACCCGUCGUGCCGCAAGCAAUAGCAAUCGAGUCCAAGCAGCGGCUCUCAUCGACACGAGUCCUGAUGUCCUGCAUGAGAAUCCACCGCCAUCACCGACACCGGCGGCGCUUUCGAAUAGCAGCAACAGCAGUAGCAGUAACAGCAGCUAUCAGAGCAACACUGCCACGCCCACAGCACCCGCCCAUGCCCAUGUUACGGCCACGCCCUAUAUGCCACUACUGCCGCCGGGCGAGCGGAAUCUGACGGAGGCGGAAAACGCAGCAGAGCGGGCCAGGAUACGGGAGGAGUUCUUUGCCACGUACGACGUGAUGACGGGCGUCAGGAUCGCCGCCACUUUGGGCGGCUUCUUCGGUCUGAUGGUUUUCUUAAUCGUUUGGAAGAGUCGCAGCAGCAGCAACGAGACGAUGAAGGUGCUCAAGGAUCCCAAAAUGGCUGCCGUUGCGGCGGUGUGCAUGCAGGAGGAAGAGGAGCGCGAAAUCCACGACGCCAUCGUGGCCACGGGCAUGUCCAUUUAUCCGGAUGAGUAUGAUGCAAUGGUCUACCGCCGGCAGCGGAUGCUCUCACUCGGCAAUGUCAGCGCUCCGCCGCUGUUGAAUCGUGGAUAUCGAUGUGGUUCGAUGGGUGGUGUUGGUGUGGGUGUUCCAGUGGGCUAUAGCUACCUGCUGGAGCCACCGCGUCGCUUCUCCUAUUCCUCAAUGUCCGGCGCAGGAGGUCAUGUGGGUCGUCGCAAGAGUGGGUCGGAGUCGUCGCGCAUCUUCAGCAACUAUCCAAUGGGCGGCAGCUUUGGCACGGACGACUAUUUCGUGGAGACGGAGGACGAACUGGAUGCGGAGGAGUACAUGCAGCCAGGUGCCACGGAUGAGCCAGAUCACCAGCACCAGAGAACGGAUUCCACGCGCAGCAAGCCGGGAUUUCUGUCCGUACCGAUGGCGGGUCAGGACUCGCGGCGAAGCAGUGCCAUGACCUGCUGCAGUACCGAUAGCUCCUACCUGGAGCGGCGCACGUCUGCCUACAUGGGUGGUUGCAUGGGCAACCUGCCGCCCACGCUGCAACGGAAGCUAUCGACUGCCUCGCGUACAUCGAGCAUCGAGAAUUGGGACUACUACUACCCGGACAUUCAGGUGAUACAGCCAACGCCCAAGGCUUCGCCAUGUCCCUCAGAGCGCAGUGUCCACGAAGGAUCGGGAUCGGGUUCAGUGAGCGGAUCGAGGACCUCCAAUCUCAGUGCAUCCAAUGUCAAGCGGAAGCACAGCAUCGUGUCCUAUGAUCCACACAGUGCUCAGGCUGGCCGUAAGCAGCAGAUUCACUCGAUCAGCGCGGACACUGUGGACGUGUAUCCGUACAACCAGGAGAGCACCGUCGACCUGGCCUUGGCUCUGCCACUUCCCAAGCCCGUGCAGUCUGCCCCGCCCACCAGUGCUCACCAGGCGUUCCACUUCUGCGACUCGCCAUCCGAGGAGCUGCGUCUGGGUGUCCGGCGGAAGCUCACGCUGGUGGAGCUGCAGCGCAACGAGAGCAACAACAACAGCUUUCCGUACACGGCCAAUGCAGCGGUUCCAGCCGGAGCGGCAGUCACCGCAGCUAGCUCCAGUAGUAUCAGCGUGGACAGCACUCCGGUAAGUCUGGAGCGUUUAAAUGGCGCGGGGAGCUGCGGAAGCGCCAGCCUGGCCACCAUUUCCGUGUCCAACAAACUGCCGGCGCUGGGCAAUAACAAUCCGGAGAAGCGAGCGCCGCUGGCCUCACUAAGUUCCUUCAAGAUCUCCUCGCUGGAGUGUCCCGACUCCGAGCUGCGCUCUCUGGACGAGGACUCGGUCUUUGGGCUGGAGAGUCCGGCGGACACGGACGAUGACAUGCAGCAGCUGAGCAGCGACAGCGAGGAGCAGGAGGCAGCAGCCCAGGCUGCCCAAGCACAGGCCGCCUCAAUCCAAACUGGUGGGGAGACCAAGCCCAAUCCCAUGCUGCAUGCCGUGCCAGUAAAACGAAUGAGCCUCAGUGCGGUGCCCUCUGCGGGAUUGACGAGCGCCGCCUUGACUAGUGGUGGUGGAGGAGCACGUCCCCGGAGACCACUGCUCCAGCGACAUCGCACCAUCAGCGUAACUUCCAGUGACCGAGUGGCUCUCAUCAAUCAGCCGCUGCAACAGUUCCACAUGGGCUUGCCCAUACAGUCGGAGGCGCCUCCGCUGGAAACCCACUUUGGAGCAGUGGUGAGCCAGAGUCCCCCCCGGCGGGGACCUCUGCUGCAGCAGUACAGCGAUCCACAGACGACGACGACGACCACAACGACCACCACCACGGAGGAGGACACCUGCUCCACCCUGAAUACUGAGCUGGGGUUGGUGGAGGCGUCUGGAGUAACUCUCGGCGGUGCGGAGUCUGCCACACACACCCAGUACAGCAGCCUCAACACGGUAAUCAGCAUGGGUCGGUCCACGCCCAGUCCCGUUCCCGUUUCUGUUCCUGGUCUGGCCGCCCGGAUGGACAAUAAUGCCACCACUCAAGUCACACAGCAGCCAGCUCAACUGCCAACGAACGCUAUCCGGCUGGUGCACGAUCCCUGCCCCUCGUCCGUGUCCGACUCGGUGAUAGCCACCCGGCAACAGAGCAUCUGUGUGCCCGCCUCCCUUAAGGAUCUGAUCCUGCGCAAGGGAUCGGGACCGGGUCCCGCUAAUGUUCCCACCAGCGGUAUCAGUCGGAGUGCCGCCAAUCUGAGCUGCGAAGCUGGAGUCACUGCAUCAACCACAACGACUGCAACGCCCGCCGUUAUGCUAGAGCUUCCCCUGAUCCGGCUGCCCAACGAGGACAACGAGGAGCAGCAGGAGCAUCGGGCCCACUUGAUACGGGACGGCGGUGGCUUGGACGGCGAAAAGCGCGAUCCCAGCCUGCCCGGCACUUCCAGAAAAUGGUCCAAGGAGACACUCUUCUAGCCCAGCUGGUUUCCACUGCUCCAACAAAGGCAGUUCCCUGGGCCGGGCCACUAAUAAAGAGCUUAGCAACUGACUUUGUACGCAUGGUGAUGGGAGCUACGGUGAAAACUUCUCUAAGAAGAACAUGGACUCAUUCCUUCUUCAAGUACUGCGAAAGAGUUUAGAGAAUGUUACUUUUGAAGUUUUCACUGUAACUCAGUUUGUCGCCUGGUCUAGCAACCAAUUUCCUGGGUUGCUCGAGAUCCGGAACCCGGAACUAUGAAACGCGAGUAUUGAUGAGUAUUUAGGUAUAGGUAAGGAGGAUUAGAUUAAGCGCAUUUAGUCAAAACAUAAGAUAGUUCGGUCUGGCACACGGAGUCACAGUACAGUAGUACAUGCCUACUAAUCAUGCAUAGACCGAUCGGGAAGGUGGAAGUGGGUAAUGAACAACAACGUAUUCGUACUUAGAGACUGUUGUCUAUUAUUGUUAAUAGAACUCUAAAAGUUAAGUAGUGAUACUCGGAUUUAUUUUUCACACUUUAUCUGUAAAACAAAAGUGCAGGCGUACGAAUAUAUAUAUUUGUAUGCGGCGCCAUACUGAAGAGAAAGUUUAUACAUAUAUUUCUAUAGAUAUAUCGCCAGUCGCCACCAUAUAUCGGUCUUUCUAUCUCUAUCUAUAGCUCUCCCUCUUACGGAAUGAAAACUCUUCUAGUGUCUUAACCAGCAGCCAAAUACUUAAAGUAUUGUAAUUUAGAAAUUUUAUAGAGUGCACCGCAACUUCGCAUCGAAUCCAGCGAUGUCGUGUUAUCCUUGCAACAAAAGUACUCUGACCGAAGACCUUAAGGACCUCGAGGGGUCCGCCCGAAGAUGCCUAAAUGUCCUUAACGCGUAGCUAGACAAAAGGUGACGACUUUCCAGGAACAUUUUCGCAUUUCCCCGCUCCUGCCUGUUCGAAAAUGAAUUGUUGUUGGAUAUAUAAUAGAGUUGUUGUCAGAAUAUAAAGUUAGAAAGCGAAUAUAGAAAAAUGACGAACAUGUAUGUAAACAAUUUCCUAACUCAUCCCACCUACGCAUCUCUAUUUUUCUAUGAAAAGCUAAAGCCAAGGGAAGGGAAAUGAAUCAAAUAACUCGGAUUACUCAAAUCAAAAUACACAAUUAGUGGUCGAAAGGCGAGAUAAUAUGAUAGAGCUGCAUUUUGAGGUGCCCCAGCCCCCCAGAGACUUUCUAACACGCCUGAGCCUCAGCCUGAGCCUGAUUUGUACCUAUCCUAUGCAUAAGUAUAUAUUUAUAUACACCACACAUGUAUAAAUCGAGCCCUAUUUGAAUAUUUUUUAAUACUAGUAAGUAUUUUGUACGACGAGAUCAACUCGAAAGGCGCCUAGGAAAUGGAAAUGGUAUAUCAAAAGGAAAAUCCCCCAGAAACACAAACAUUUAAUUGUUGGUUAUAUGCUGAAGAACGUAAGCGUAAAUGAAAAUUCGUAAAUGAAAAUAUUGUAAUUGUAGCGUUGAUUUGUUUCAAAUGAGCAAACAUAUACAUAUAACUAAUAACGUAGAUAAAUAUACAUACCUAUAUUUAAUGAAACCAAUGAGCAAACCUAACUUGUGUAAGUCAAAGAGUAGCGGAACCAAUUGUUAAACCUAAGCAUAAUAAAUCUGUAAUAAAACUGAGCUGUUGUAUUAAAUGAACAAUAACAAUGUUGAAGACAAAGUUUGGAUAUCGGCACCAAUGCGUAGGCCAUUCAAUUUGUGAACUUCGAAUACGAGUACUUAGUGUUUUUACUAGAAAAGACUUCUUUCCUUUUCCCGCGAAUGUUUCGUUGCGAUGUUUUCUUUUAUACUUUUGUACUAACGCCCCCCUUUCCAUAGUCCGACCUAAUUUCCAUAAUGUUUAUAAGCUCGAUUGAUGUCUAUAUGUACCUCUAGCUAAACUCAAAGCAUAAUUGAUCAAAUUGGUAAAUGAAAGCAAUUCGAAAUUAAAACGAAUAUGUGUACUACUAACGCGCAAAUACAAGAAUUAUUAAUGAAAGUUUACUUUAAAGAACGGAUUAAAAUUUUUAAAAGUAUGAGCUAUUAAAGAACAAACUUAGUUAAAUGUUAUAUAUGAAAAACCAAGAAAUUGAUGUACAUGUUAGCGAUAUUAAUGAGAAAUGUGACAAGUG